CUGCCAACCCAAACACCAACGCUGACGAACGAAAAGAAGGACCGCCUUGAGCCAGCUGGUCUAUUGUCGUUGUUGGCGUGUCAAGUGAGCGUUCCGUCCCAUUCCGCGACGAGCCGAGUCAUACACCAAAGGCAACAGGCACACGCACGCACACACAUCGUCGUCUUUUGACGCUUUGCGACCAAAGAGCAAGCAACCAUGGGCUGCUGUGGUGGUGGCGGGUCCAGCGUUGAGCCUGCUGGACAGCCCCGGGCAACCACGCCCGGCCCAUACAAGAAGCGAUCCUGCACCGACAUUCUUUUUCUCGCCCUCUUCCUCGCCUUCUGGGCAGGCAUGAUUGGCAUCGCUUACGUGGCCUACACCGAAGGCGAUCCAGAGCGCCUCAUCUCCGGUACCGACAGCUUUGGAAACGUGUGUGGCAGGAACAACUCCAACCAGGUCAUCAACAGCACGAACUCGGGCCUGGACAUGACGAACCGCUCCUUUGUGUUCUUCUACAACUCUGGCAACUCGGAUGCCCUGCGCCUGUGCGUGUCCGCGUGCCCCGAAGUGACCACGGACUUCAGCAGCAGCGAGUACUGUGUGAGCGAAGCGCCGUACACGUUCCUCUCCGCUGAUGAGGGCAAGGUCAGCGACGCAGAUUUCAACAUUGAUGCUAGUGGCUGCCCGACUACAGACGCAAGCAGCUACGUGUCUGUGCUGUCGCGCUGCGUGGCCGUUGACCUGUCCACGUUUGCCGCCAGCUCCUACUUCCAGGACGGCGAGGUGGUGUCGCAGGUUGUCGACGACCUUGACCAGGCCUGGCGACCCAUGCUGUACCUCUGCCUCGUCGCCGUGUUCAUAGCGCUCCUCAUGAUCCUCCUCAUGAGCUGCUUCGCAUCCAUCCUCAUCUGGGUCACCUACGUCCUCUCCUUCGUCUGCUGCAUCGGGGCGAUUGCGUACAUGUGGUACCGGUGGCACGAGCUUGACCAGGCGUACAACGACACGCCCGUGUCACAGCGGCUGCAGAGCGAGAAGGACAACGUCAACUUCUACUUCAACGGCGGUAUCGUCGUCUCCAUCGUCUGCGGGAUCAUCCUUCUGAUUCUGCUUGUGCUGCGGUCACGCCUUGCACUUCUGGUCGCGCUCUUCAAAGAGGCCGGACGCGCCAUCCGAAAAAUGCCCGCCAUGCUCCUCUUCCCCUUUUCGACGUUCGUGAUUGUCAUGCUGGACAUUGCGUACUUUGUCGGCGUGUAUGUGUUCCUGUACACCGCUGGCACAGCGGAGGCGACGGCAAUUGGUCACGUCUCGUACAAGAGCAACAACACCCUCGUCUACAUGCAGUGGUACCACGUGUUUGGUUUCCUCUGGGCCGUUCAGCUCGCGUUUGCCAUCCAAGAGUUUACGCUCGCCGGCGCCGUGUCCCGCUGGUAUUUCUCGUCCAACAAGUCCGAUCUUGGCUGGCCAAUCUUUGCUUCCCUGAAGAACGCUUUCAGGUACCAUCUGGGCUCGCUUGCUCUCGGCGCCAUGAUUAUCGCACUCGUGCAGCUUGCACGCAUCAUCCUCGCAUACGUUCAGGCAAAGCUGCAGGGGCGGUCUGGCCCUGUUGUUGACAUCCUGCUCAAGUGCUGCUCGUGCUGCCUGUGGUGCAUGGAGAAAGUGCUCAAGUACAUCAACCGCAACGCCUACAUCGAGAUUGCCAUCUACGGCUACUCCUUCUGCAAGGGUGCCCGCGAGGCGUUCAGCACGCUUCUCCGCAACGCCCUUCGUGUCGCCACCAUCAACUCUGUUGGCUCGUUUGUGCUGCUGCUCAGCAAGCUGGUUGUUGUCGCCUCCGUUGGCUUUGGCUCGCUCUACUGGUUCGAGCAAACGCUCAACCUGACCUAUCCGGCCGUGCCUGUGUUCGUCGUGUGCAUCGUCGCCUGGAUCAUCUCCACCAUCUUCACCGGCGUCUAUGACAUGACCAUUGACACGGUCUUCCUGUGCUUCGCGGAGGAUUCCGAACGCAACGACGGCUCCGUCUCCCGUCCGCUCUACGCCAGCACCAACUUGCUCAAGUUCAUGGACAGCGCAAAGGUUGCAGAGCAAAAGAAGCAGCGCAAGCAGCAAACGCCAACACAGGCCUUUUCGUCCGGCGAAUGAACCCACUUCCUCUGUCUGACGGGUGUUUUGACUGCCAUGGGCAUUGUGUGUGCGUCUGUGUGUGUGUGUGUGUGUGUGUGUGUGUGCAUUUGAGACAGCGUCCUGACUUCAUCAGCCGUCGCUCCUUAUGACUUCGUUCUCUUGACGUGUGUUUUGUGGGUGGUUCGCCUGUGCUUCUUGGUUGGCAUGUUUUGCUGGUGUUCCUCAUCUUUGACCCGCCAGCAGCGCAUUUUGCUGUUGCGGAUGAUCCCUCUUCCUAUGGUGUGGGUCUGCAAGUGUGGCAGCCAUGCUCUGUGGUGUGCUGUGUGCGUGCGUGUGUGUUUUUCAUUUUGUCAUCUUCGCUGUGCGCACGCGUUGCCGUCAUGAUGUCAUCGCUGUCUGUGAGGAGUUGUUUCUCCUUCUUCCAAAACGGCAGCAAGCGCAAAUUGCAUUCAACAACAGUCCCUUGAAAUGAUGACAUGCGCAAAC
Molecule: messenger RNA, 2589 nt
Organism: Salpingoeca rosetta
Lineage: Eukaryota; Choanoflagellata; Craspedida; Salpingoecidae
Exons: 16
Coding region: 199-2121 (640 amino acids)
Biological process (GO): transmembrane transport
Cellular component (GO): membrane
Molecular function (GO): transmembrane transporter activity
Source: RefSeq, a predicted model, not a curated record